Molecule: messenger RNA, 1774 nt
Organism: Marmota monax (woodchuck)
Lineage: Eukaryota; Metazoa; Chordata; Mammalia; Rodentia; Sciuridae
Gene: Tektl1
Product: tektin like 1
Exons: 7
Coding region: 1-1512 (503 amino acids)
Source: RefSeq, a predicted model, not a curated record
AUGCCGGUGUUGCUACCCGCAGCUGAGCCCAGCGAGGACUCACGGGUUGGAGCCCCAGAAUGGCGCGAGGAGGCACUAGCCAAAUCGCGGAAGGCGCACCUUCUGACCGACCGCUGCGGGCAAGAGGCAGUGGCCAUGUGGCAACCCAAGGACAGUGUGCGGGACCCGCACAUGGCGCACCACCUCUGCCGCGCCGCCUACAUCGAGCCUUGGCGCUUCCGCGUGGAGAUGCUCAAAGGUGGCGGCACCGUAGAGAAGCCACCGCCGGGCGAGGGCGUCACGCUGUGGAAAAGCAAGAUGAAGCCCCCGGCGUGGUAUGCUCGCCUGCCGUUGCCCUUGCACCGCGACGCGCGCGCCAUGCAGACGGCCGAGGCGGUGCUCACACACGCGCGCGGGGCGCGCCUCACCGCCGCCCGCCUCGGCCGCGCCCAGCAUCAAAUCAACGUGCAGCUGCAGCUGCUGCUGCGCCAGCGCGAGGCAACGGACGUCAGGCUCAGCGAAGUGCGCAAGGGCCUGCUUAUCAACAAGCAAAGCGUCAAACUGAGGGGCUACCGACCCAAGUCUGAGAAGAUCCCUGACAAAGCUGACAGCAUGCUUACGUGGGAGAAGGAGGAACUGAGGGUCUUGAAGAGGAAAAUGGAGACAGAUAUGGAAAAAUCAGAAACUCUACUCAAGGCUCUGGCCUCCUGUCGCGAUGCUCUGGGUUUCUACUGCAAGGAAAGGCUCCAGGCUGUGGAACUCAUGAACCAGCCGCUGGAUAAAGUUCUGGAGCAGGCCGGCCGCUACUCGUGGGUGGACCUUACGCGCGCCCCUACCCCGCGUCCUCAGGGCCUGAAAACGCCUCCUCCUGACCCUGUGGGCACCUUUACCCCAGAGUGCGCCUACGCGCUGUACGAAGCUAAGCGGUUGUUGAUGGAGUCCAAGGACACCUUGGCAGAAAUGGCAAAGAAUGAGACGGACAUCCAGAAGCAACAGCAGCAAAUAAGCGACCGUGUGUGCGCCUCCCUGGCGCAGAAGAUGCGCGAAACGUUGGAACUGAAGGAAAGAAUAAAUAUGACGUUAGGACUAAUGAGGGGAACUAUCCACCGGUGCACGAAAUUCAACCAAGAGAUGGACGUCACCCGCGGACUCAUCAAGGGUCCUCUGUCGAAAAGUCACCUGGCGACUCGAGAGAAACUGAACAGACCUCUAGUUCUCAUGCACCAGAAACACGUCGGCACCCAACUCCCCGAGGCCGCGCGCCUUGUCCAGGGCACUGACAAACUGCAGCGCCAUAUCACGCACGCGGAAAAGAACCUAAAGGAGCUGCUCGCCACGCGCGAUGACCUCACCUGGAGCCUCAACUGCAAGAAGAUCGGGCACGACGUGGACUACAACGUGGUUCGCCUGCGUCUUCGUCAGAGGCACCCACAUGUGUACUUCGAGCAGGCGCAACGCCUGGUCAAUAACUGGGACCCGCGCACUCCGCCGCCGCGUAGCGAGUCCACCGAGUCCAACGCGGCCCCCAAGUGACGUGCAGGCCCCCAGCCCCAGCUGGCUUGACUGUGCGGGCUGGGCCAUUGGGAGAGCAGGCUCCCAGCACCGUGGCCCUCUCUCCCCUCUGAUUCAUUGUUCCUUCAAGCGCCUUAUAGCAGAAUUAUAAUUAAAGAUACCAAUUGUCAUUUAUUAGAUACCUACUGUAUGUCAAUUACAUACUAUACAACACAUUAUAGACAGUGCAUCCUGGUAGUUAGCAGAACAGAUUUGUGGCCAGAUUAUAAGUAUUCAAGUCUUG